CGCCUACAUCUAUUGUAAGUUAAUUACUCUCACUUAUCCUAGCUAAAAAGUUUGCUGGACUUCACAUUACCAAGCAACUCAAGCUAAAUUGCACUUUGCUGUGUUAGACAACGAGAAGGAACACAACAGGCUAACAGCUCAAGUCUAUCUCUGCAAGCUCGCCGCACCUUUUUAUGCUGCGCUUGCCAAAUGUGCGCCAUGCAGUCACCGUCCUUCCCUCUGGAGGCGGCGUUUUCCACUGGAAUAUAUUCGGCCACCACUUGUUCGCUCAGACUUAUAUCCACGAAAACGAGGACCAUCCCUUUAUAUUUCUUGCGCCACUACGGCCGAUGCCUUCCGCCGAGGAAAAAAGAAGCGUGUCCGGGUUUAGGUACCACCAGAUCAUUGUUGUUGGAUUCUUUCUUUGCUAGUAGGUGUCCCCUUCUACUAUAAGGUCCGCCAUUUCCAUUCCGCCGCCGCGAACUGGAGGAGCGAGCAUGUAUCCCGGCCCGGAACGCGCAUCGGCACACACACGCCAACGCCGCCACCACCACCAUCCGGCGAGGUAGGGAGGCAGCGACAUGGGUUGCUAUCCUCCCCUGGGCAAGUUCGUGUCUAAAGCGCUCGGAAAAUGCAACGGGCGCCAACGAUGGAGGGAAGGGAGGCUGGACUUCGAUUACGCCUUGGCCUAUCCGCCCACGGAGACCCACUACAUGCGGCCGGUGGCGCGCACGGUGACCUUCGCCAGCAACAACUCCAUCUACGUGAUCCCACCGUCGUCGCCGCCGCCGCAACCGCAACCGCAGCAGCAGAACGCACCAGAGCCCCAGCAACCCCAAACGCCGCCCGGACACGAGCCCGAGCAGCAGCACCAGCAGGAUCCACCCGAAUCCCAACCUCCUCCUCAACCCCAAACCACCGAGCAACCAGAGCAGCCCGAUCCACCCGCGCAAACGCAAGACGACGCGCCGCCAAAGGGCCCGAAACGAGGCAAGAAGAAGCAGCCCGGCCGCGUCCGGUUCGGCCCGGAGCCGCCUCCUCCCCCUCAGCAGCAACAGGAACAAGAGCAAGCACAGCAGAGCCCGGGCAACAUCGAGAAACCGCCGGAUCACGGGCCUCCUCACGGCGCGGCGCCCGCGCCCGCGGCCACGCAGGGGCAGCAGGGGUACCUGCUCCGGUACACGCCGUCGCCGCUGCCAAGGUGGGAGGCGACGCCGCGGCGGCACGAGUACUUCUCCGGGGAGUACCGGAGCUACUACCCGACGCCGGUGCGCGAGGGCAUCUACCGCAUCGCCACUGACGCCAACAGGCUCACCACCAUCUUCAGCGAGGAGAAUCCCAACGCCUGCACGAUCGUCUGAGACUGAGAGCGACGGGCGAGGAAUAAACCGUCCCACUCGUGCAACCACUUGAUGUCUCUUUCUUUGGUCCUUGGUUGAUUGGUGACUGGAAUCAUUAGCCAAGAGCCCAAGGAUCUGGUUCUUCUUGUAGGUGUUGUAGAUAAGAAAAGCAGGAAACUUUCGGCCCGGCCGGUAUGAUGAGAUGUAUGUAAACGUUCCUUUGCCUUGGAUUGUCGUUGUCCUCUUACGUUUUGAUAACCUUUACAAAACCGCUACUUCCUCGAAUAAUAUACAAAAAUAUUAAA
Sorghum bicolor (sorghum) is the source of this 1624-nucleotide messenger RNA. Its product is annotated as proline-rich protein 2. The record is from RefSeq and is a predicted model, not a curated record. NCBI's taxonomy places the organism in Eukaryota, Viridiplantae, Streptophyta, Magnoliopsida, Poales, Poaceae. The coding region runs from base 561 to 1340 and encodes 259 amino acids. The transcript has 2 exons.